Seriola dumerili (greater amberjack) is the source of this 1665-nucleotide messenger RNA. It is a transcript of the gene tent5aa, whose product is annotated as family with sequence similarity 46 member A. Gene Ontology annotation, molecular function: poly(A) RNA polymerase activity; RNA binding. Gene Ontology annotation, biological process: mRNA stabilization. Bases 360 to 1565 code for a protein of 401 amino acids. The transcript has 2 exons. Lineage: Eukaryota; Metazoa; Chordata; Actinopteri; Carangiformes; Carangidae. The record is from RefSeq and is a predicted model, not a curated record.
UGCACGCUCGUGUUGACUGGCUGCACUUCUUCCUCAAAACAACCACCAGCUCGACAGCUGCGCCACUGGACCUCCAACCACAGGCUUUACUGAGCGAACUGUAACGCACUGCCGCGACUAUCACUGUUUGCCUUGGUUAUUUCAUAGUUGUUGUUUUUUUUUACAUUUAUAUAUAUAUUUGUUUACAGUCAAUACAGGCGAUUUCAGAUACUGCGAUUCCUCAUGCGGAUGUAGUGGCCGCCCUACUUUAUUGAAUUUGUGCGUAAAGACGCCACCACUGAUUUGUUCCUUUUUUUUUGAGAAAAAACGAUUUAAUUUUUAAUUUUAUUUAAAUCGCGGUGGACUUUUCUCGCAGCACCAUGUCAGAAGAGGACAGUAGCUCCACCACCAGCUAUAUGUCUGACACAGAAGGCAGCAACGUUAGCGUCCUCAACUGGGAGCAAGUGCAGCGGCUGGACGCCAUCCUGACGGAGACCAUCCCGAUUCACGGCCGCGGAAACUUCCCCACUCUGGAGAUGCAGCCGCGGCAGAUCGUCAAAGUGGUGCGCAGUCGGAUGGAGGAGAAACAGAUCCACGUCCGGGACGUUCGGUUAAACGGCUCUGCAGCCAGCCACAUCCUGCACGGGGACAGCGGACUGGGCUAUAAGGACCUUGACCUCAUAUUUUGCGCAGAUAUGAAAGGUGAAAGUGAUUUCCAGACUGUGAAGGACAUAGUUUUGGACUGUCUCCUGGAUUUUUUACCGGACUGUGUGAAUAAAGAGAAAAUAACCCCGUUAACGUUAAAGGAGGCCUAUGUGCAGAAGAUGGUGAAGGUGUGUAAUGACUCAGACCGCUGGAGCCUCAUCUCCCUCUCCAACAACCGGGGGAAGAAUGUGGAGCUGAAGUUUGUGGACUCUCUCCGGCGGCAGUUUGAGUUCAGUGUGGACUCCUUUCAGAUCAAACUGGACUCCCUGCUGCUGUUCUACGAGUGCUCAGAGAACCCCAUGGCCGAGACCUUCCACCCUACCAUCAUGGGAGAGAGCGUAUAUGGGGACUUCGGCGAGGCCCUGGACCACCUACGUCACAAGAUCAUCUGCACCCGCAACCCGGAGGAGAUCCGAGGCGGGGGCCUGCUGAAGUACUGUCACCUGCUGGUGAGGGGUUUCCGUGCUGCCUCUGAGUCAGAGAUGAAGUCCCUGCAGCGCUACAUGUGCUCACGGUUCUUCAUUGACUUCCCUGACAUCGGUGAGCAGCAGCGCAAGCUGGAGUCAUACCUUCAAAACCACUUUGUGGGCCUGGAGGACCGCAAGUACGACUACCUGAUGACCCUCCACGGGGUGGUCAACGAGAGUACGGUGUGUCUGAUGGGACACGAGAGGCGGCAGACCUUAGGGCUGAUAGCCAUGCUGGCAGUGCGAGUGCUUGCCGAGCAGAACGUCAUUCCCAACGUGGCUAAUGUUACAUGUUACUACCAACCUGCUCCUUAUGUGGCAGAUGGCAACUUCAGUAACUACUACAUAGCACAGGUACAGCCGGUGUUUGCUUGCCAGCAGCCUGCGUACUCCACCUGGCUUCCCUGUAACUGAGACAGCCCUGAGGAGAGGAGGAGGGAGAGAGUGUGAUUUGUUUAAACAGGAUCAAGCAGCAUAUUCGCUGCCUCAAACCUGCCCAGUGUUUGACAGCUGA